This is a messenger RNA of Spizellomyces punctatus DAOM BR117, 1087 nucleotides long. RefSeq lists its product as uncharacterized. The record is from RefSeq and is a predicted model, not a curated record. Lineage: Eukaryota; Fungi; Chytridiomycota; Chytridiomycetes; Spizellomycetales; Spizellomycetaceae. The transcript is spliced from 2 exons. The coding region runs from base 295 to 714 and encodes 139 amino acids.
AUUUUCUUUUUCCAGGCGAUACACCAAAUAUCAUACUUUGAAACAGCUUCUGUACUCCCCCCUCCUGAACCCUUGCGUCUCGUUGGAUGCUAUGAGACUAAGCUUCUAUGAGAGGUAGAGGGAAGGCCAUGCCCCCCUUUUCUCUUUAGAUGGGCCAGGGCUUGCAAGUUGCAUUUUUCAACCGCCGACCCGUCGUACUCUCUCAUCGUUUUUACUCUCGGCCUGCUGUUCUACCUCUAACAAUCCUUCCUGCAACACCAACGGUGAACGUAAAGUUAAAAUAGAAAACUAGAAAUGGGUCAAAAAUGGCAGCCUUCAGCGGGCGUGUGGGCUACCUAUCAAGCACUUUCUUGCGCAUUCAUCAUGUUUGAUGGUGGAGUCUAUUCCAUGAUCUAUCCUUACCCGACGUUCCUGUUUUUCGUCAACAGUCCUAUUCCCAAAGGCUUCAUCCAACCCUUCAGUUAUCCCGGCUUGAUUGCGCUCAUCAGCGUCCCUAUCAUAGUCGCCAUCGAAACAAACUGCUGCAGUGCUGCGAGAAACAUCAACGAGAUGCUCUCCUACGUUCCCAAAGCCAUCUUGUAUCUGGUGCUUGCCUUGAUUACGGUUACCCAACUGACGCUGGUCCCUGCCGCGACGUUUUUGCUCAUGACGAGUGUUACGCUCCUGGUCGCUGCCUUCACUCCUGAACCCGCACAGACUACCAUGCCCAGGUAGUGGAGAGAAGCGUGACGCUUACACAACCUGCCGGACAGGGUUUAUUUUUCGGUAUUGGAAUCAUAAAGAAGGACACAUAUCUAUCAUUUCUGUUCAUGUUUUUUGUCUCUUGUGUAUGUUUGUAGAAUGUGUGGGACGCAUAGGGUUGGAUAAAUCUGCGCUGUGAAUGGGAAUCUUGACAGCAGCGACUUUCACACUUGGCCAUGUUUGCUUUUGGAUUGAUGUAAAUUUGUAUAUAGAACUUUACAAAAACAUGCGUAGUGGAAUGGGAAACAUUCAUCUUUUGAAGUGGCCUUCUUUUACGUAUAUGUGUAUCUCUUGGGCAUGCACUGUCCAAUACGGACAACAUUUCAAACACGAUAGUACUUUAAAG